AUGGAGUCGGCGAGGGGCCCCCCGCGUGUGAAGAACAAGGCCGCAGCGCCCGUUCAGAUCAGCGCCGAGCAGCUGCUCCGAGAAGCCGUCGACAGACAAGAAGUCUCCCUCAAAGCGCCGACGCAGCGCUUCAGCGACCUCGAGGAAUUGCACGAGUACCAGGGCAGGAAGCGCAAAGGGUUCGAGGACUACGUGCGAAGGAACCGGCUCAGCCUCCACAACUGGACGCAGUAUGCGCAGUGGGAGCUCGAGCAAAAGGAGUUUGCGCGCGCCCGGUCCGUCUUCGAACGUGCCCUCGACGCCCACCCCCAUAGCAUCCAGCUAUGGAUCCGCUACAUCGAAUCCGAGAUGAAGUCGCGCAACAUCAACCACGCCAGGAACCUCCUCGACCGUGCCGUCUCGGUCCUGCCCCGCAUCGACAAGCUAUGGUACAAGUACGUCUACAUGGAGGAGAUGCUGGGCAACAUCCCCGGAACGAGACAGGUCUUCGACCGCUGGAUGCAGUGGCAGCCGGACGAGGCCGCCUGGAGUGCCUACAUCAAGAUGGAAAAGCGCUACGGCGAGCUGGAUCGAGCGCGCGACAUCUUCCACGCCUUCACCGCCGUGCACCCGGAGCCCCGGAAUUGGAUCAAAUGGUCCAAGUUCGAGGAGGAGCACGGCACGAGCGACCUCGUGCGCGACGUCUUCGGCGGCGCCAUCGAGAGCCUGGGUGACGAGUUUGUCGACGAGAGACUCUUCAUCGCCUACGCCAAGUUCGAGGCCAAGCUGAAAGAGUACGAGCGGGCCCGGGCCAUUUACAAGUACGCCCUCGACCGCCUCCCGCGUUCGAGGUCGAUGCUGCUCCACAAGGCGUACACGACGUUUGAGAAGCAGUUUGGUGACAAGGACGGCGUCGAGGACGUGGUCCUGUCCAAGCGAAGACGGCACUACGAGGAACAGGUGCGCGAAAAGCCCAAAAACUACGAUGCCUGGUUCGACUACGCCGGACUGGAAGAGUCCUCGGGCGACGCCGACCGCGUCCGGGAAGUCUACGAGAGGGCCGUUGCUCAGGUGCCGCCCUCGCAGGAGAAGCGACACUGGCGAAGGUACAUCUACCUCUGGGUCUUCUACGCCGUCUGGGAGGAGCUCGAGGGGAAGGAUGCGGAACGGACGCGGCAGAUCUACGCCACCUGCCUCGGCCUGAUACCCCACAAGAAGUUUUCCUUUGCCAAGAUCUGGCUGCUGGCGGCCCAGUUCGAGCUUCGCCAAGGCGACGUCGCCGCCGCUCGGAAGCUUUUGGGUCGGGCCCUCGGCAUGUGCCCCAAGGACAAGAUCUUCGACGGCUACGUCGACAUCGAGCGGCGGCUGUUCGAGUUUGUGAGGUGCCGGACUUUGUACGAGAAGCACAUCGAGUACAACCCGGCCAACUGCCAGACCUGGAUCAGGUUCGCCGAGCUCGAACGCGGCCUCGACGACCUCGACCGCACGCGGGCCAUCUUUGAGCUCGCCGUGAGCCAGCCGCAGCUGGACAUGCCCGAGUUGCUGUGGAAGGCGUACAUCGACUUUGAGGAGGAGGAGGGCGAGUACGAGCGCACGCGCGCCCUGUACGAGCGCCUGCUCGACAAGACGGACCACGUCAAGGUUUGGAUCUCAUUUGCGCACUUCGAGAUCAACAUUCCCGACGACGAGGGCGAAGGUCAGGACGCCGAGGAGGAGGACAAGGAAGAGGAGGAGCAGCCUGUCAGCGACGAGGCCAAGGCGCGCGCCCGCGGCAUCUUCCAACGCGCGCUCAAGUCGAUGCGCGACAAGGACCUCAAGGAGGAGCGCGUGUCGCUGCUCAACGCGUGGCUGUCCUUUGAGCGCACCCACGGCACCGGCGAGGAGGUGGCCCGGGUGCAGGAGCAGAUGCCCCGGCGGACGAAACGGCGCAGAAAGCUCGACGACGACACCUUCGAGGAGUACGUCGACUAUAUUUUCCCUGCCGACGAUCAGCAGGCCAAGAGUCUAUCGGGCGUCCUGGCACUGGCUCAGAAGUGGAAGCAGACCGGCGGCGACCUAUCCGGCGCCUGA
Molecule: messenger RNA, 2049 nt
Organism: Drechmeria coniospora
Lineage: Eukaryota; Fungi; Ascomycota; Sordariomycetes; Hypocreales; Ophiocordycipitaceae
Product: putative crooked neck protein CGI-201
Exons: 1
Coding region: 1-2049 (682 amino acids)
Biological process (GO): mRNA splicing, via spliceosome; spliceosomal complex assembly
Cellular component (GO): Prp19 complex; U2-type catalytic step 2 spliceosome; precatalytic spliceosome
Molecular function (GO): protein binding
Source: RefSeq, a predicted model, not a curated record